Messenger RNA from Arabidopsis lyrata subsp. lyrata, 555 nucleotides. RefSeq names its product basic leucine zipper 4. The record is from RefSeq and is a predicted model, not a curated record. The transcript has a single exon. Gene Ontology annotation, cellular component: nucleus. Bases 1 to 555 code for a protein of 184 amino acids. Gene Ontology annotation, biological process: positive regulation of DNA-templated transcription. Gene Ontology annotation, molecular function: transcription cis-regulatory region binding; DNA-binding transcription factor activity. NCBI's taxonomy places the organism in Eukaryota, Viridiplantae, Streptophyta, Magnoliopsida, Brassicales, Brassicaceae.
AUGUCUACAAUUUCUCCGGUUUUUUCAUCUGAGCCGGUUUUUGCCAAUCAUGUACCGGCUUUGGAAACUGGAUUCACCCCAUGGGACGCAUCCGAUCUAUUCUCCUUCUUCGAUUCACCGGUUAGUCCCAUGGAAAUGAAUCCCGGUUUGGAAAAAACAAACCCAAGUCAAAUUCAAAACCAAAGUUAUUCCAAUCCCGGUUUGAAAGAUAAACCCUUGGACUGUACCGGCUCGAACGAUGUCGAUGAGCGGCGAAAGAAACGUAAAUUAUCAAACCGGAAAUCAGCUCAGCGGUCGAGGAUCAAGAAACAAAAACACCUAGAAGACGUGAGAAUCGAACUUAACAAGCUCAAGAUCGAGAACCGGGAACUAGAGAACCGGCUCCGACACGUUUUGUAUCAUUGUCAACGUGAACAGAUGGAAAAUGAUAGUUUACGGUUGGGGCUCCGUGUUCUCCACGAGAAACUGUUGAACUUACGACAAGCUUUGGUCAUGCGCCAAAUCCAACAGAGCUCAACGUGUGCUACGUGGUCAUGUAUUAAUAGCCUUGUUUGA